CGCUGCCUUAGAAAACUUAACGAGAACCAGAUGUGGUGGCCACUGCCGAACUUUCUCAGAGCCGGUGAUUGGUCCCCAGCCGAGGGCCUCAGCCAAUUAGCGUGCUGGGUGGGCCUGGAGUCCCGCCCCGCCCAGUCGCCCGCGUAGAUCCAGGUUCGAGGCUGGCGCGGCGCGGAGAGUGGGCUGGAGGCCGGGGCGGGACGCACUGUGUAGCGGGGAAGCGCACGGCCGAGCGAGCAUGGAGGGAGACCGGGUGGCCGGGCGGCCGGCGCUGUCGUCGUUACCAGUGCUGCUGCUGCUGCCGUUGCUGCUGUCGCGGGUCGCGGCGCUGCACCCAGACGAGCUCUUCCCACACGGGGAGUCCUGGGGAGACCAGCUUCUGCAGGAAGGCGACGACGAAAGCUCAGCCGUGGUGAAGCUGGCGAAUCCCCUGCACUUCUACGAAGCCCGAUUCAGCAAUCUCUACGUGGGCACCAAUGGCAUCAUCUCCACUCAGGACUUCCCCAGGGAAACGCAGUAUGUGGACUAUGAUUUCCCCACCGACUUCCCGGCCAUCGCCCCUUUCCUGGCCGACAUCGACACGAGCCACGGCAGGGGCCGAGUCCUGUACCGAGAGGACACCUCCCCGGCAGUGCUGGGCCUGGCCGCCCGCUAUGUGCGCGCUGGCUUCCCGCGCUCUGCGCGCUUUACCCCCACCCACGCCUUCCUGGCCACCUGGGAGCAGGUGGGCGCUUACGAGGAGGUCAAGCGCGGGGCGUUGCCCUCGGGAGAGCUGAACACUUUCCAGGCAGUGUUGGCAUCUGAUGGGUCUGAUAGCUACGCCCUCUUUCUUUAUCCUGCCAACGGCCUGCAGUUCCUUGGAACCCGCCCCAAAGAGUCUUACAAUGUCCAGCUUCAGCUUCCAGCUCGGGUGGGCUUCUGCCGAGGGGAGGCUGAUGAUCUGAAGUCAGAAGGACCGUAUUUCAGCUUGACUAGCACUGAACAGUCUGUGAAAAAUCUCUAUCAACUAAGCAACCUGGGGAUCCCUGGAGUGUGGGCUUUCCAUAUCGGCAGCACUUCCCUGUUGGACAACGUCAGGCCAGCCGCAGUGGGAGGAGACCUUUCCGCUGCCCACUCUUCUGUUCCCCUGGGACGUUCCUUCAGCCAUGCUACAGCCCUGGAAAGUGACUAUAAUGAGGACAAUUUGGAUUACUAUGAUGUGAAUGAGGAGGAAGCUGAAUACCUUCCAGGUGAACCAGAGGAGGCAUUGAAUGGCCACAGCAGCAUUGAUGUUUCCUUCCAGUCCAAAGUAGAUACAAAGCCUUUAGAGGAAUCUGCUACCUUGGACCCUCACACCAAAGAAGGAACAUCUCUGGGAGAGGUAGAGGGGCCAGAUUUAAAAGGCCAAGUUGAGCCCUGGGACGAGAGAGGCACCAGAAGCCCAGCUCCACCCGAGGUAGACAGAGAUACACUGGCUCCUUCCUGGGAAACUCCACCACCGUACCCUGAAAACAGAAGCAUCCAGCCCUACCCAGAUGGAGGGCCAGUGCCUUCAGAAAUGGAUGUUCCCCCAGCUCAUCCUGAAGAAGAAAUUGUUCUUCGAAAUUACCCUGCUUCAGGUCACACUACACCCCUAAGUCAAGGGACGUAUGAGGUGGGACUGGAAGACAACAUAGGUUCCAACACUGAGGUCUUCACAUAUAAUGCUGCCAACAAGGAAACCUGUGAACACAACCACAGACAAUGCUCCCGGCAUGCCUUCUGCACGGACUAUGCCACUGGCUUCUGCUGCCACUGCCAAUCCAAGUUUUAUGGAAAUGGGAAGCACUGUCUGCCCGAAGGGGCACCUCACCGAGUGAAUGGGAAAGUGAGUGGCCACCUCCGCGUGGGCCAUACACCUGUGCACUUCACUGACGUGGACCUGCAUGCGUAUGUCGUGGGCAAUGAUGGCAGAGCCUACACAGCCAUCAGCCACAUCCCACAGCCAGCAGCCCAGGCCCUCCUCCCGCUCACACCAAUUGGAGGCCUGUUUGGCUGGCUCUUUGCUUUAGAAAAACCUGGCUCUGAGAAUGGCUUCAGCCUGGCAGGUGCUGCCUUUACCCAUGACAUGGAAGUUACAUUCUACCCGGGAGAGGAGAGGGUUCAUAUCACUCAAACUGCUGAGGGACUUGACCCAGAGAACUAUCUGAGCAUUAAGACCGACAUUCAAGGCCAGGUGCCUUACAUCCCAGCAAAUUUCACAGCCCACAUGUCUCCCUACAAGGAGCUGUACCACUACUCAGACUCCACUGUGACCUCUACAAGUUCCAGAGACUACUCUCUGACUUUUGAUGCAAUCAACCAAACAUGGUCCUACCGCAUCCACCAGAACAUCACUUACCAGGUGUGCAGGCACGCCCCCAGACGCCCGGCCUUCCCUAACACCCAGCAGCUGAGCGUGGACCGGGUCUUUGCCUUGUAUAAUGAUGAAGAAAGAGUGCUUAGAUUUGCUGUGACCAAUCAGAUUGGCCCGGUUGAAGAGGAUUCAGACCCCACUCCGGUGAAUCCUUGCUAUGAUGGGAGCCACAUGUGUGACACAACAGCACGGUGCCAUCCAGGGACAGGUGUAGAUUACACCUGUGAGUGCGCCUCUGGGUACCAGGGAGAUGGACGGAACUGUGUGGAUGAAAAUGAAUGUGCAACUGGCUUUCAUCGCUGUGGCCCCAACUCCGUGUGUAUCAACUUGCCUGGAACCUACAGGUGUGAGUGCCGGAGUGGUUAUGAGUUUGCAGAUGACCGGCAUACUUGCAUCUUGAUCACCCCACCUCCCAACCCCUGUGAGGACGGCAGUCAUACCUGUGCUCCUGCUGGACAGGCCCGGUGUGUUCACCACGGAGGCAGCACGUUCAGCUGUGCCUGCCUGCCUGGUUAUGCUGGCGACGGGCACCAGUGCGCUGAUAUAGACGAAUGCUCAGAAAACAGAUGUCACCCCGCAGCUACCUGCUACAAUACUCCUGGUUCCUUCUCUUGCCGUUGUCAACCCGGAUAUUAUGGCGAUGGAUUUCAGUGCAUACCUGACUCCACCUCAAGCCUGACGCCUUGUGAACAACAGCAGCGCCAUGCCCAGGCCCAGUAUGCCCACCCUGGGGCCCGGUUCCACAUCCCCCAAUGCGACGAACAGGGCAACUUCCUGCCCCUACAGUGUCAUGGCAGCACUGGCUUCUGCUGGUGCAUAGACCCUGAUGGUCAUGAAGUUCCUGGUACCCAGACUCCACCUGGCUCUACACCGCCUCACUGUGGACCACCACCAGAGCCCACCCAGAGGCCCCCGACCAUCUGUGAGCGCUGGAGGGAAAACCUGCUGGAGCACUAUGGCGGCACCCCCCGGGAUGACCAGUACGUGCCCCAGUGCGAUGACCUGGGCCACUUCACCCCCCUGCAGUGCCAUGGAAAGAGCGACUUCUGCUGGUGUGUGGACAAAGAUGGCAGAGAGGUGCAGGGCACCCGCUCCCAGCCAGGCACCACCCCUGCGUGUAUACCCACCGUCGCUCCACCCAUGGUCCGGCCCACGCCCCGGCCAGAUGUGACCCCUCCAUCUGUGGGCACCUUCCUGCUCUAUACCCAGGGCCAGCAGAUUGGCUACUUGCCCCUCAAUGGCACCAGGCUUCAGAAGGAUGCAGCCAAGACCCUGCUGUCACUGCAUGGCUCCAUAAUCGUGGGGAUUGAUUACGACUGCCGGGAGAGGAUGGUGUACUGGACAGAUGUCGCUGGACGGACAAUCAGCCGUGCCAGUCUGGAACUGGGAGCAGAGCCUGAGACGAUCGUGAAUUCAGGUCUGAUAAGCCCUGAAGGACUUGCCAUCGACCACAUCCGCAGAACAAUGUACUGGACAGACAGUGUCAUGGAUAAGAUAGAGAGCGCCCUGCUGGAUGGCUCUGGACGCAGGGUCCUCUUCCACACAGAUCUGGUGAAUCCCCGUGCCAUCGCUGUGGAUCCAAUCCGAGGCAACUUGUACUGGACAGACUGGAAUAGAGAAGCUCCUAAAAUUGAAACAUCAUCUUUAGAUGGAGAAAACAGAAGAAUUCUGAUCAAUACAGACAUUGGAUUGCCCAAUGGCUUAACCUUUGACCCUUUCUCUAAACUGCUCUGCUGGGCAGAUGCAGGAACCAAAAAACUGGAGUGCACACUACCUGAUGGAACUGGACGGCGUGUCAUUCACAACAACCUCAAGUACCCCUUCAGCAUCAUAAGCUAUGCAGAUCACUUCUACCACACAGACUGGAGGAGGGAUGGUGUUGUAUCAGUAAAUAAACAUAGUGGCCAGUUUACUGAUGAGUAUCUCCCAGAACAACGAUCUCACCUCUACGGGAUAACUGCAGUCUACCCCUACUGCCCAACAGGAAGAAAGUAAAUACAGUAAUGUAAAGGAAGACUUGGAGUUUACAAUCAGAACCUGGACCCUAAAGAACAGUGACUGCAAAGGCAAAGAAAGUAAAGAAGGAAUUGGCCAUUAGAUGUUCCUGAACAUACAAGAUGAACAUUAUUUAGUGCAAAAAGACUUUUGUGAAAAGUUGAUACCUCAAUCUUUACUACUGUAUUUUUAAAAAUGAAGGUUGUUAUUGCAAGUUUAAAAAGGUAAUAGAAUUUUAACUGUUGCUUUAAAGCAACUUCUUGUAAACAUUUAUCAUUAAUAUUUAAAAGGUCAAAUUCAUUCAACUAAGAGUUUAAGACUCUAAAUGUGAUUUUUGCUAUGGAUUCCUUCUGGCCAACAAAUUAAAGCACAUGUGAUCAAUAUAAAAAUACAAUCCUAAACCUUGACAGCUGAAGAAGCCAAUGCAGAACUGAUGGGAAAGGACCAAUUAUUUAUAAUUUCCCAACAAAAGUUCUAAAAAUUUUUUACCUCUGCAUCAGUGCAUUUCUAUUUAUAUCAAAAGGUGCUAAAAUGAUUCAGUUUGCAUUUUCUGAUCCUGUAGUGCCUCUAUAGAAGUACCCACAGAAAGUAUCACAUUUAUAAAUACCAAAGAUGUAACAGUUCUAAAAUUUUCUAGAUUACUCCAAUAAAGUGUUUUAAGUUUUC
This is a messenger RNA of Rhinopithecus roxellana (golden snub-nosed monkey), 5035 nucleotides long. It is a transcript of the gene NID2, whose product is annotated as nidogen 2. Gene Ontology annotation, molecular function: calcium ion binding. NCBI's taxonomy places the organism in Eukaryota, Metazoa, Chordata, Mammalia, Primates, Cercopithecidae. The record is from RefSeq and is a predicted model, not a curated record. Gene Ontology annotation, cellular component: basement membrane. Gene Ontology annotation, biological process: cell-matrix adhesion.